UUUACAGCGAGAUCAAUAAAAUAGAGGUUCAUAAUUUAUUGCAGAAGGUUAAGAAGUAAAAAAGGAGGAAGUCCAGUGACCUCGGCAUAGCAUGUAUGCCUAAUGCCUGAGGCCAUCAAGAAUCGGGCGACAAACGCCAGAACUCUCACACUUCAGCGGCUCGAAGAAAUGUCGGGAUCGCUCUGGAAUAGAAUCAAACCCACCUCGAGGUGCUCCUCACCGCGGAUGUGAUGGUUAUUCGCGGGUUCAACUCAAUCCAUCCACCGACCCACUCAACCUCCGAGCGCGGUCCCUGAUCCGAAGUAUUCGGAGCUAUAACUACUUCUUAUCGGCCCUACGUACCUCUAACUGAACAAUUUCUAUACCCCAACUACAACACAACAUGUCCAACGCAAUCCGCACCCUCUCCCCUUCCACCAACAAGCUCAUCUACGAGCACCCCGGCACUUCCCUGGAGGAAGCCCGCCAGCUCGCCAUCUCCGCCCAGGAUGCCCACAAAUCGUGGAAACAGGUCCCUCUUUCCGAGCGAAAGUCCAUUAUCCUCAAGGCACUAGAACUCAUCAAGGCUAACAAGGAGACUCUCGCCGAAGAGCUGACGUCUCAAAUGGGUCGUCCGAUCGCCUUCGCUACCAAGGAAAUCGACACCAUGCGCAAACGCGCCGACUACCUCCUUGACAUCGUCGAUGACAGCCUGAAGAAUCUCCCCGGUCAGCCGGAAGACGGGUUCAGGCGGUUCUUGAAAAAGGAGCCCAUCGGAGUGGUGUUUAUCGCGACGGCGUGGAACUUCCCCUACCUCAUCACAAUCAGCACCAUCCUCCCCGCCCUACUCGCCGGAAACGCCGUCCUCCUCAGACCCUCCCCCCAGACGCCUCUCAUCGGCGAACGCUUCCUCUCCUUCUUCACCGAGGCCGGCCUCCCGCCUCACCUCUUCCAGCUGAUCCACUGCGGCUCGCUCGACGUGCUCGACCAGAUCGUCGCCCUCCCGCAGAUCAACCUCGUUUCGUUCACGGGGUCAACGGCAGGCGGCAUGCGCAUCCGCGAAGCCACCGCCCGCCGCGUCGUCCCGGUUAAUCUGGAGCUCGGCGGGAAUGAUCCCGCGUAUGUGCGUCCGGACGCGGACCUCGCGUACGUCGCCGCGCAGCUGGUCGACGGCGCGGUGUUCAACUCCGGUCAGAGUUGCUGCUCCGUCGAGAGGGUGUAUGUGCAUGCGGACGUGCAUGAUGCGUUUGUGCACGAGGUGCAGAAGGAGCUCGCGACGUACAAGCUCGGCGACCCCGCCGAUCAAUCCACCACCACCGGCCCCGUCAUCUCCCAGCAAGCCGUGAAGACGAUUAACGCGCACAUCGCCGACGCGCUCGCCAAGGGCGCCGUCGAUGCCACCCCCGAUAACGCAACCUUCUCGGCUCCCCCGCCUGACGGCAACUAUGUCGCGCCGAAGGUCCUGGUCAACGUCUCGCAUGACAUGCGGACCAUGCGCGAGGAGACCUUCGGGCCGGUGAUGCCGAUCAUGAAGGUGGCGUCGGACGACGAGGCCGUGGCCUUGAUGAAUGAUACGGACUUCGGGCUGACGGCGAGUGUGUGGACGAAGGACGUGAGUGCCGCAGAGGGGUUGAUGGAUCGGUUGGAGGCGGGGACGGUGUUUGUGAAUCGGUGUGAUUAUCCGAGUCCGGAUCUGGCGUGGAUUGGAUGGAAGAACUCGGGAUUGGGAUGCACGUUGGGACCGCAUGGGUUCGAUGCGUUUUAUAAGCUGAAGAGCUUCCAUAUUAAGGAGCAGCAGGCUUGAUUUGUUUCUCCCUUGGUUGAAUGAUUCGUAAAAUAUGACAUGC
Molecule: messenger RNA, 1826 nt
Organism: Aspergillus steynii IBT 23096
Lineage: Eukaryota; Fungi; Ascomycota; Eurotiomycetes; Eurotiales; Aspergillaceae
Product: aldehyde dehydrogenase family protein
Exons: 4
Coding region: 383-1783 (466 amino acids)
Molecular function (GO): aldehyde dehydrogenase (NAD+) activity
Source: RefSeq, a predicted model, not a curated record